AGUGCAAAAAAUUGGUGGAUCGGUCUCUCAAAGAAAGCUCCAUUGUCUAAAACAUACAAACGCCUUCAGACAUGGCAGCAUUGGUGAGAGAAUCAGUCUUGAAGAAUGAUGCCGGUAGCACCAUCCUGGUGAAAGGUGGAUUAGGAACUAAUAGCUACUUCAAAAACUCUGUCUAUCAGAAAUUGGCUACGAAUGUUGUGAAGGACAAAAUUGAGGAAGCCAUAACCAAGAAACUAGACGUGAGAUCGUUGUUAGCUACUUCAAGUAACACAAUUCGUGUAGCAGAUUUAGGAUGUGCAGUUGGCCCAAAUACCUUUACUUGUAUGCAGAACAUUGUAAAUGUGGUUAAGGAGAAGUACCGAUCCCAAUGCCCUACUUCUGAAAUAUUACCUGAUUUUCAAGUGUUCUUUAACGAUAAAACUUCGAAUGAUUUCAAUACCCUCUUCACCUCUCUCCCUCUGGAAAGGGAAUACUUCGCAGCAGGCGUGCCUGGUUCUUUCUACCAAAGGUUAUUCCCCGAGUCUUCUCUUCAUGUUGUGCAAUGCCAUUAUGCAAUCUUCUGGCUCUCCAAGGUGCCAGACGAGUUGCAAGACAAGGAUUCUCCAGCUUGGAACAAAGGGAAGAUUCACUAUGCAAGUGCCCCCGAUGAAGUACUUCGAGCAUAUGCUAACCAAUGGGCCCACGACUUCGAUAGUUUCCUGAAUGCUAGAGCUAAAGAGAUUGUGCCUGGAGGGUUGCUUAUAGUUAUCAUGCCAAGUGUUCCUGAUGGAAUGCCUUAUUCUGAGCUUGCUAAUGGAAUAUUCUUCAAUCUGUUGGCAUCCAUCCUUCUCGACAUGGCCAAAAGGGGAUUAAUAAGGGAAGAAGAAGUCGAUGGCUUCAAUAUGCCGAUAUAUGCUGCACCACCAGGAGAAUUUGUGGCAGGGGUUGAGAAGAAUGGGCAUUUCAAUAUAGAAGAAAUAGGAUUAACCAACCCAGCACCAUGGCUAACAGAUGAUGUGCAUGUCGACAUGAUAGAGUUCUUAAGGCACAUAAGGGCAGCAUGGGAGGGAAUGUUCAUCAAACACUUCCCACCUAACAUUGUUGAUGAAAUAUUCGACCAGUUAACCAUCAGACUUCCUGAGGUUUUCGAGAGCAUGGAAAGAGCUUACAAGGACAAAAUUCAAGCCCACUAUGUCCUACAGCGCAAACCUUAUCAGUUUGAUUGAUACAAUUAUUUGUGCACAAUAAUGUCCUUGGCUUGGCUCUCAAAUGCACCAUUGAAAAUAAUAAUGAUUAAAAGAGAGUGACGUACCAAGCUGUUCUACUUGAGGUGGUACAAAAUUUGAUUCCUUCUACUAUUAUGUCUUUUAAUGUCAUCAUGGAUUUGUUUCUGCAUAAUAUGCAAACUUCUUUUUCUUCUGUUAA
Molecule: messenger RNA, 1404 nt
Organism: Ricinus communis (castor bean)
Lineage: Eukaryota; Viridiplantae; Streptophyta; Magnoliopsida; Malpighiales; Euphorbiaceae
Product: loganic acid O-methyltransferase
Exons: 3
Coding region: 72-1205 (377 amino acids)
Biological process (GO): methylation
Molecular function (GO): S-adenosylmethionine-dependent methyltransferase activity
Source: RefSeq, a predicted model, not a curated record